AUUUGUUGUGACUUGUCUUCAAGGUUUCGCGGGACUAAUAAACUCAUCCUUUUUCUGGUAAAAUACCUCCAUAUAAUGCACACGUCAUCUGAACAAAAUAUCUACAUAGGAGAACAAGUGAAUUCAUUUGCAGACCAAACUACCAGUCGGAGAUUUAGUCGUCCCGUAGACCAGUCUUUACAACAUAACAGUCUGACAUCUCGUACAAUGAACUUAAACAGAAUGUUCAGUCAUGGAAUAUCAAUGCCAGUUUCUGGAACGUGGCAUCCAACCGACUUCAGGCAGCCCGACUACUUACUUCUUCAACCUACACCUAAAAGACGACGAACUUCGUCCGGAUCAACAGGACUUUCUCGCCGAUAUUGUACAUCUUCCAGGAAUGGUCAUUUUUCUGGCGAUUUACCGGUGCAUUCAUCUAGAAAUCUUUCCUAUAUGUCUGAAAUGGUUAACCAUCGCUUUAUCAGAUCGUUGGAUUCACGUAAUUCCGAAAACGUUUUCCAAAAUAAUAUUUUUAUGAAUGCCCGUCCGAUACAUCAGCAUUGGCCCCAGGUACUACCAACAUCUCAGCAUCCUAAUCGUUGGCAGAAUGAACUUCGACAGGUUACCAGUUUAGUAUCUGUCGCUGCUGUCGCAGCCGCCGCCGCAGCUGCUGCUACACAAAAUAGUACACACUACCAACAGUCUUUCAUAUCACCGACUACAACUGUCAGUUCCUCAGAGGUACCUUGUCCUAGUAGUCAGCAUUAUGUUGAUAUUACACCACGAGCGGCUAGAGGUUUUACUUCAUCUAGAUCUAGUUUUGUUAAACGCCCAAACUAUCAAUUUUCAUUUUCUAAUGGAGUUGGAAGUAAUAAAAGAAGAUCGCACUUUCCAGAUGCUAAUGAAACCCAUAGUCAAAUUAUUAUCAACAAUGGACAUUCAUAUCAUGAAUUCGCUGUCACUGAUAAAGAUCUACCUUUACCGUCACCAUCCUCUUUCUCAUCAUCAUUAACAUCUGCAUUACUUUGUAAUCCUCAAUUGAAUUCUUGCCCACCAGAUAUGAUUGGUUCAUGUACUUCAUGUACUCGUCAUAAUUUACAAUCUGAAAGUAAUUAUGCCACUAUUCGACCUGAUUCAGAAAAUACUAUCAACUGUAGUCCUGAGGAAGAAUCUCCCGAUUCCAUUGUAACAAGUGCUACAGUUGGUAAUGCUGCAGGUCUAAUUCAUCGAACUGUGGUUGAACAACUAGAUCUACUGACAACUGUUCAGAAUUCAUCUCAUCCUGUUUUAUCAUCUCAUGACACUGAUCAUAAUAAUGAUUUGUUAUCAUUUACAUAUGUUACAAACUGUAAUACUGCUCCAAUUGUCGAAUCAAAUAAUAACAAUAAUGAGUCAAUGAUUAAAUCGAUUGAUGACUCUCAUCAUCGUCACCACCACCACCACCAACAACAACCAGUCAUUCAUACAAUAAAAUCUAAUAAUAUUAAACUAUCACAAACGGAUCUUCAUCAUCAGUCCAGUUCAGUUAUGUCAAAUAAAAAUCCAAUCACCUCUUGUUUUAAUGACUUCAACUCAAAUAAACCGAACAGUUCAUCAGUACCUUAUUGUAAUAUCGACGAAAAUAUACAGUUGACAUCACCUUGUUUUUCUCAUUCUGAAUUCAAUGAGUCAAGUACAAACUUUGUAAUGUCAUCUACUUCUCAAACGGAAGAUGGUGGUGGUGGUUGUGGUGAAGAAGCUACUGUUGUGGCAGCAGCGGCGGUCGUCGCCUCUGCUGCAGCUCAUGCAGUCGCUGCUGCUGCUCAAGCUGUUUCUGCUGCUGUUCAUCAUCGACGAGCAUCAUCAUCAUCAUUAGAUCAAACAAUUUCAUCACAAUUGAAUGAAUCUAUUCGUAUGCAUACAAUACCUAAUCAAUCGACUAUUCAUCAUCCACUUAUGAAUUGUUCAUCAUCUGUUGGAUGUUACAAUAACUAUCCCUCGACAAAUCAAUUGGUUUCUUCUGAUCUAUAUCAUCAUCACAAUGGACAUAGUAGCAUGUUACAUGAGCAUAGACUAAAUUAUAGACAACCUCAGUUACUAGCCAAUCUAUCAUCUGGAAAUAUGUUGAAUUCCUUUAGUAUUCAGCCAUCCACAACUUGUAAUUUCUCUUCGUCUCAGUCUAUUUUUCAUCCUUCAAAUUUAUACUCAUCUAUGUCUAUUGACAACAGAAGUGAUAAUUUCACCUGCGACUCAAGAAUCAAUUUACACAUUCCGAAUAUUUGCACAGGCCAAAUUCCAUCGUCUUCUAUGUUACAUCCAAUUAUACCGGCUUUCUCCAACUCCAAUGGUUUAACUCUCAUUCAAAGUACUAAUGAAUUUGUGAACGCUUCUUAUCCACUGGCAACAGUCCGACGUAUUACAAGUGAACCGCCCGACAACAGUUUUGAGUUUACAAUGCGUACUUCAGGAUUUACUGGACCCCAUACAGCACGACCACAUUUCAUCACUACACCACUGACCUUCUCAAAUAGCGUGGAAUCAACUUUACUGAACAGUAAUUUUUCAACUCCUAUCAAUCCAUCCCAUUAUCAUCAGUCAUCUGUCCAUCCGAAUCUAACUACAGUGGCUACAGAAGUUGCCGCUGCUGUUGCAUUAGCUGCAAAUCAUUCAUCAUCAUCUGUCAUCAAUCGAUGUACUGAUCCUAGCCAAAUAAGUUUCUUGCCAAACAAUAUUGUAGGCUUAUCAUGUGGCUCUUCUAACCCAUCCUUUUCCCCAUAUUUCCCUCCAUCAUUUCCUUCCGUUACUCCAAUUCCUCUACUACCGUUAAGAUCACCACAGUUAUCGGUCAUCGGUUCGUCUACACUGGCUACAACUCGUGGAGUAAAUACUUUACUACAAUUUCUUCGAUUAAUUCAUCAAAGACCUGACUCCUAUGCAUUGCCCUAUUAUCCUUCUGCUAUGACCGCUACAGCUGGUGGCUCUAAUCAAAGUGUUGUUGUCAGUGCUUCAGCUGGGAUAGCUAAUGGAACUCGAGUUGCAUCAGCUGUUACACCACCUCUAUUGUCACAUCAUCCUAUUGUUCCUCUUCAAGCAUCGUUUUUAUCUAAUUAUACAGAAAGAGAACAUAUUACUACACAAGCUAAUAAUCUAUUCAUAAAUAAUCAACAAACAUCGAUCUCACCAUCAAUUGGUAUUCAGCCAAUCACUUCAGCUACUGCUGCAUUCGCCGUUGCUAUGGCCGCUGCUGUUGCUUUACAACAACAAAAUCAUAGACAUUCAUCAUCAAAUGCCAUCUCUAUGCUUACAUCAUCUAGAGUUGCACCGACUACACCUUCGAUACCAGUCCCAAUAUUGCAUGCCCAUUUAUAUUAUCCUAGAAAUGUAACAACUGUACAACAAUUACAUAAUGCACAUCAACAAUGCUAUCAUAAUCACUAUGGCAGUAGUGUUGGUGGUGGGGUACAGUAUCACAGCAGUCAUUCUCAAAGACCUGCUUCUACGCCUAAUACAUCAGCAAGUAAUUGUUCAUCAAUUAAUCCGGUGAAUUCGUUAUUUUCAGCCUCUAGUGUCGGUGUCAGUGGUGGUGGUACUACAUCGCCAGCAUGUUUAUCCAAUUUAUUCCCAUUUUUAUUAGCUGUCCCUCCACCACCUACAGCACUAUUACCAUUACCAUCUCCUGUUUCAAACAAUCCGUCCACUACAAAUUUCGCUGUCAGUGACUUAUCAGAAACAUUAUUUGCUCAUUAUACUGCUGCUGCUGCUGCUGCCGCCGCUGUCGCCACUGACCAUUCUACUGUAUUUUCACACAGAAAUUCAAUUUUACCUCAAGUCGUGCCGGAUCCAACUUCAGCAGCUACGGCGGCCGCGGCGGCAGCUGCUGUUGCAGCAGCGGCUGCGGCGGCUAGUGUCGAUCAACUUUUACAUUUGGCAGUUCAAUUAGAAUCGAACAAUGGUCGUGGUCUUAGUAAAGAGGAAUUGGAAAGUUUACCUAUUCGUUUGUAUACAUCAAAACAUUCUGACAGUUUAUCUAGUGAUAAACAGAACACGACUAUUUGUAAUGAAGUAAAAACCAACGCACAGAAUGAUGUGUCUGAAUGCGAUAGAUGUAUGAUUUGUUUAGAUGAUUAUGCAGAUAGUCAACAAAUUCGUCAAAUGCGUUGUUUGCAUGAAUUUCAUGCAAACUGUGUUGACAAAUGGUUAAAGACCAAGCGUACAUGUCCUCUAUGUCGUGCUGAUGCAUUCACUGGAAGUCAACGUAAAGAUGAUUACUUUUAAGGAAACAAUAGACAAGCAAAGCAGAAAAAAGAACAUAUAUUGUCAUUAUUAUUACUAUUUAUUUACUUUGCAAUUUCUUAUAUCAAACUUCAUUUGAUGAAGAAAACAUUCUGUACCACUAUGAAAAGCAGAAGAAAAAAAAAUUUAUUUAUACAUCAAAGUAGUUUGUUUACAAUUCACUUUUGUCUUAUCUUCCUUUUUUUUAAAAAAAAAUUAUCUCAAUCAUGUUUUUUGCCCGGUCUUGCUUGUUCUACUAUUGUGCUUUUUUUUUACUCAAUUCUCGUCUUGUUCAAUGGGUUGAUUAUUUUGUGAAGACAGAGGAAAUUAACAACUUUACUCGGUUACUAUUAUUACUUACUUACUUCUUACUUACUUAGUCACUCAUUUACUUCUCCGCUCGCUGUGUUAUCUCUCCCAUCAUCCAUAUGUUUGUGUGUGAGUAGAGUUGUUUCGUGUGUGUACGUAGUGUGUGCGUUUGAUGUUGUUGUGUACAAUCAGACUAACUCUUCAAUUUAUUUGGUUGAUUUCACGCAUUUAACUUUCCUUUAUAUAAUUAAUGGGUUUUUUUACAAUGAAUAAAAUUGGGAAAUAAUUGUUUAUUAUUUGUGAAAUUAUUUUUGUUUGUUAAUUCUUUUCUUUCGGAGGUCUGUUGUUUUGUUUCGUUUUUGUUUUUAUAUAAAAAGUAAUGAUAACUUUUGGUAAAAGACAAUUUUCUUUUUUUUUUUACACCAGCACUUGUGUAUUUGAAUAAUCGUGCAUGCUUAUUGUUGCGAAAAUUUCUCACUCGCUCAUUCAUUCACUCACUCACUCUCUCUCUCUUUUUGUUUCUACCUACCAGCACACAAUUAUUUUGCUAUUGACAGAAAACUGAAAAACCACAACAGUGAUUUUUCAUAUUUGAAAUACCAACUUGUUUUUCUGUGCAAUAAGUAAAAUGGUUUUGUUCUUACGUAAUAUUUUGGUUUCUCAAUCAUGUUUAUUGUCGUUAUGUUGAGAUUAUUUGAUUUUGCACUUAAUUUUGAUAGCAGCUUAUUAACUCUAUUAUAUUUGUUUAUAUCAUGUGCAUUUAUGUAUUCUCGCGUUGAUAAUGAUUUAUCUAUCUGCUCACAUUCACACAAGGCUACUAUACUCAUUUGUUUGAUUAUUUGUUCAGUAAAUAUAUAUGUAUACUCUUUCAUUUUUGGUCACAGCUAUUCACUAUGUUUGACCUCGCAUUAUAUAUAUAUGAUCAGGAAUAACGAUCGCUAUUAAGAUUUCCUGUUAGCCUACAAUGAAUUUUAUUUACGG
Schistosoma haematobium is the source of this 5520-nucleotide messenger RNA. RefSeq lists its product as uncharacterized. The transcript is spliced from 10 exons. Bases 433 to 4233 code for a protein of 1266 amino acids. The record is from RefSeq and is a predicted model, not a curated record. NCBI's taxonomy places the organism in Eukaryota, Metazoa, Platyhelminthes, Trematoda, Strigeidida, Schistosomatidae.